AUGCUUGCGACUCUUCGAUGGAUUUUUCAUUUUCCUGGACCGAGCAGAUUGUGACAUACGUACCGUACCGUAGUAGCUUCCGACUCGAUUUGUCCAAAUUGUCCGAACGUCUAACGACAUGCUGAGAUCCCUGCUGCUUUUGUGUUGGGCCGCGACGAUCGUGUCAGCUGGCAUUUACAAGAAUGACAUCAGUAACACAAGUGUUCCUGGUAACUUGGUUGGCGACAAUGUAGCUACAAAUUCUGAAUUGCCAUUGGAAACCAGUAAACUCUCUCUGAUCAAAGAAGAUGCACAUAUGCCAUCUGUUUUAUCCGAGUCAAAUAAGCCAGUUACUUUAGAGACUUCUAAUGAAAAUAUAUCUUCAAAUGAUUCUAUGACUGCUCUAUCUACAAUAAAUUCAACAACCACAUCAACAAUUGAAACUAAAUCAAUAUCAACUACAUCUACAUCUAAGCCAACUACAACAUCUACAUCUAAGCCAACUACAACAUCUACAUCUAAGCCAACAACAUCUACACCUAUACCGACUACAACACCUAUACCUAGUACAACCAUACCAGUGCCGACAACACCACUUCCACCUCCAAGUACUGGAACAUGGCAAAUUCGACAGGACAAUAAGUUGUGUAUUAUGAUCCAAAUGGCUGCCCAAUUCAAUGUUUCUUACAACAAUGCUACUAUUUCAUUCCACAAAGCAAUGGAUAUACCCACUAAUAGUAACGCAACAGGAAAUUGUAGUGAACAAACUGAACAAACUCUGACAUUAUCAUGGGGAUCAAAGAAUAAUUCUACACUAACUGCUCAAAAUAAUUUCACAUUACAUUUUGUAAAGAACGAGCCGGAUAAACUGUAUUCUCUUCAUCACUUUGAAAUCUCUUUGGCAGUGGAAAAAACCCCGACUGAUAAGUCAAAUAAAACAGUGACAGUAAUGACUAUGGCACCACAAUUCAGCACUGGAUUGAACAACUCUUAUAGAUGUUUGAAGGAACAAUCAUUGAAUUUAAUUUUUAAAGGUGAAAAUAAAACUGUAGGAGAACUGAAAAUAUCCAAACUACAGUUCCAAGCUUUUAGAAAUGAUAAUACCACUACUUUUGGCUUAGCCAAGGAUUGUUCGUUUGAUACGCCCGACAUCGUUCCUAUAACAGUGGGUUGUGCAUUGGCGGGUUUGGUGGUAGUUGUACUAAUCGCAUACCUUGUCGGCCGCAGACGAAGUCAGUCCCGCGGUUAUCUUAGUAUGUAAGAAGUUUCGUAAGAUUUUUUUUCUUUUUUUUUUUAAUUGUUAAAUUCAUUUUUUAUGCAAUUUUCCGUUAAUGGAAUCGAUUAUCUUAUUAAAAAUUUAUGUAGUUGUACGUUUUGUGUUCUAUAGCCAUGAGGGCUGUGACACGAUUAAGAAAAGGAAAAGUUUAUAUGUUUAUAAAAUUAUUUCGUCUAUUUGCGGGAAAGGAAGGGCAAUAUUAAAAAAGGGGAGGGAAAAAUGCGAUAUCGAUAUGCAUCGCAAAGCGGUUUGAAUCGAUAAUCGAGAAUGAGUGAUAAUUCCGAAGCAACAUACUCUGUUUCAAAAAGACGAUAUACUCUACGAUAGGAAUGAAUUAAUGUAGAUAAGUCGUAUGAGAUCUGCAUUAUAUCUGCGCUCUGCUAUUACAUUUUUGAUUAGCAGAGAGAGAAAACGAUAAUUAUUUGAUUUUCCAUAAACAUUUUAUAACAUGGAAUGAGAAUAAAAAAGAAAUUUGUUUUCGAUAUAUAUGACAUUAAAACGUAGAUAUUCGCGCUGGAUCAAUUGCUUCACCAACAAUAUAGGUUAUAACACGAAGUUUUCCUUAUAUAUAUAUAUUUUUUUUUCUUAAAAAUAAUUAUUUUCCUGACUUUAAUUUUUACUAUAAUGCGAUAUGCCUUUAUACGUCGCCUUUAUACAUACAUCGAUAUUUUUGUGUUUUCAUUACGUUCGUAUUCGAAUUCUUUUUAUUAAAUGUACUGUGAAAUAAUAGCAGUUGUUUAUAUAGCCCUAAGUAUGCGUGCGUGAGCGUACGAGGAAUAGUAUGAAGGAGCACGCGCUUCCACUAAGUCGAUUUAAAGUUUGUGCUUCACUUAAUUUGGAAUAAACGUGCAACUUAGAUAUUACAAACAGUGCAAUCUUCUAAAUGUAAAAAAUCAUUAGCUAAUGUUAAAUAAAAUAAAACAUAAUCUCAAAAUGAUAGCUCAACUCCCGUUAUUUAAACAAAUUUUACAGAAACUGUUUCCUGGAUAAAUUAUUCUAUUUAAUGUAAGUGAUAGUCUUCAAAAGAAAAUAAAUAUGUACUGUAUUGCUUAUAUGAUAGAGAAGCACUGAUUUUAACAAUGGAUUUAAUGGAAAGUACUGUAUUUUUACAACCAUUGUUACUUUUGAAAAGUUUUAUCUAAAAGAUAAUGUGAGGAUAUAAAGGGAGAUCUCUAAUGUUUGUACAAAAAAAACAAAUGGAAUUUUAGAGUUUAACAAGAAUUCUGCAUGUGCUGCUUCAUAAGUACUCUAUUGUGGCAAGACUGAAUGUGAAAUAAUGAGGCAAAAGUGGAAAGGGGGCAAAAAGAGUUUAAAGAAAACAUAUAAACAUAAUUGAAUAAAGCACUGUAUAUAAAACAAAGUAGUAAUACUACUUUUGGAUUAUAUAAGUACAUUUAUUGCGACUAGGCAAAAUCGACAUUCUAAACAAUAAAAAAUGGAACAUUUCCAAAAUA
This is a messenger RNA of Cataglyphis hispanica, 2709 nucleotides long. It is a transcript of the gene Lamp1, whose product is annotated as lysosome-associated membrane glycoprotein 1-like. The transcript has 5 exons. Lineage: Eukaryota; Metazoa; Arthropoda; Insecta; Hymenoptera; Formicidae. Bases 119 to 1240 code for a protein of 373 amino acids. Gene Ontology annotation, cellular component: membrane. The record is from RefSeq and is a predicted model, not a curated record.